CUCCUAAAUAUCUCCUGAUAGAAUAGAGGUUUGAAAUUACUCUGCACAUGCUCAGUUUGAUGUGUAUUGCUAGAGAGGUUUUCUUUUCUUGGGAGGAUGCAUGUGAUCAGCACAGGGCCAAUCAGCACUGUCCAGACAGAGGUCAGGGGUCUUGCAUCCUCCUAUAGGAGAAUGAAAACUCCUCCUACAAGCUUUAACCAGUGCUCUGCUGAAGUCACAAGACUGUUCUAACUGCUGAUGAGAAAAGGUAUUUAGCAGUUUGUAUAUACUAAAAUAAUUCAAUUUCCAUGUUGUGUGUACUGUGGGAGACCAGAUAUAGUGAAUGCAGGGUCCAGG
This is a messenger RNA of Staurois parvus, 336 nucleotides long. The record is from the annotation of a GenBank genome assembly. Lineage: Eukaryota; Metazoa; Chordata; Amphibia; Anura; Ranidae.